Messenger RNA from Aspergillus heteromorphus CBS 117.55, 6690 nucleotides. RefSeq names its product putative autophagy regulatory protein Atg2 (gene atg2). Gene Ontology annotation, cellular component: extrinsic component of membrane; phagophore assembly site. Gene Ontology annotation, biological process: piecemeal microautophagy of the nucleus; autophagy of mitochondrion; reticulophagy. The record is from RefSeq and is a predicted model, not a curated record. Gene Ontology annotation, molecular function: phosphatidylinositol-3-phosphate binding. The transcript is spliced from 3 exons. Lineage: Eukaryota; Fungi; Ascomycota; Eurotiomycetes; Eurotiales; Aspergillaceae. Bases 1 to 6402 code for a protein of 2133 amino acids.
AUGGCCUACUUUUUGCCCUCGUUCUUCCAGAAACGACUGCUGCGAUAUGCUCUAUCUCGCCUGGAGAUCGUCGAUACCGAGGCCUUGGAUCUCGAUAGCCUGGGAAUCCGAUGGGGGCAGCGAAGUACCGUCGAACUACGGGAUAUUGGCUUGAGGCUCGAGAAACUAGCCACCCUGCUUCACCUUCCUGCUUCCAGUGAACUCCUAAGCGCCCGUGUCCAGUUCCUGAAAAUCACCGUCCCCGCCGAUAUCUACAGCAGCGGUAUCAUCUGCCAGGCCAGCGGCAUCGACGUACAUCUACGGCUACUUUCCGAGGAAGAGACACAUCAUCCUGGGCCAGGCGAGAAAUCAUUCAACCCUGACCCUAAAGACGAUGCAAGCACCGAUCCGAUCAUCCCCAACCCCGCCGAUCUUGCCCAAUCGUUCCUCGAGGCUGAGCCAAAGGAGGAAAGGGACGAGCUACAGGCUGCCAUAUCGUCACGAUCCCAAGUGCUACAACGAUCCUCGGCAUUCAUCGGCGAUGACGAGGAGGAUCUUGGUCUCGGUAACGAGACCGUCUCUCUGCCCAGCUUCGUUGCCGCCUUCCUCAAGGGUGUUGCAGACCGCUUGCAAGUUCAGGUGGACGACAUAUCCAUCCGCGUCGAUGUGGAAACAAAGCAAGAUGGGCCGCUAAGGAGGCAGCCAGAGGACAAACCAGACUUAAUCACAGGGUUGUUGAGUGUUGGACAAGUCAAGGUCGAUGCAGUGUCGUCGUCUUCGGGCGCUGAAGGGCCUCCAUCACGGAAACAGAAGCGAUUAAUCUCCGUUUUGGAUAUCAAUCUUGCCUUGAUAUCGGACCCCGUCGUCUUUUCGAAUUAUUCACGGUUUGCUGCUCCACCGUCUCCAGAUGCAUCUCUGCCACCAAAAACAAGCCGGGCUCCGAGCCGUGACUCGCCGUUGCCGUCACCGCCAGCGUCGCCGUCGCCGUCGCCGCCUCCGCCUGAGCCCUCAUCUGACCGGAGCUCCACCAUGGAGAUGACGCGAUCGACUAUUUUUGAUCCAUCUCCUGGUCUCAGUGACUCUCGAUUGAUAGAGCACCAUGCUCCCGAAAUGGAAGGCUCCGUGUACACCUACGAUGGCAGGUUCUCCGACGCCGACACAGAGGAGACCAGGAGCUAUGGUUACAUGGAGGAAUCGCAAAAUCUCUCAGAUGACGAUAGGAUUCUGGAUAAUCCGUCGUAUCUAGACGAUGUGAUAGGCUCGCAACUCCAGGAUGAUGAUCUUGACGAUUUGGACGGCUUACGACCGGACGUUGGUCGGCGCGUCCUAGGCAGUGGCGAUACCCCGCGUCCCCAAAGCCCAGAGUUGCACGCUCAUAGAAGGGUAUCAUACGACAGGGCAACGUAUGGUUCCAUGGGUGCUUCCUCUAUGCCACAACGGCCGGAAGUUGGUGGCUCUACUCAGAGUAGCCUACAUCUUCCGGAUACUAGCACAGCUGUCCCCCAACCGGAGUUGUUGGGGAUCAGCCCGGAUAUCGCCCAGGAUUCGACACCAGAUGAAGAUACCCAGGUCGAAACACGUGUUCCUUCACCUCCUUCCGAAGCCGGUAGCUCAAGUUCAACGUCUGGGUCUUUCAACCCGGAGGAGCUUUCCGAAUCAAGAUUAUUUUCGAACGAGGAGGCGCAGAGUAUGUAUAUGAGUGCUGUCAGCCAUGAUUCUAUGUCCAGAAGUUUCAUCCCGAACAUCCCCGGGGCGUGGGAUUCGCCAGAGUCAACGGUUAUUAGGGGAAGAGGCCCACACGCGCAUUAUACAAAUGAAUACGAUGCGCAUCAGGCAGGAGAUGAGCAUGAGGAAGAGAACGAAUCCAUCGCGACACCUAAGCUCACUGCUCAAGCAGGGUCUCACUUCUCGCAGGAACUUCCCCUUGAAAACAGUCAAAUGGGAGAUAAAGAACCUGCCCAGAGUCCGCCAAAGCUAAGUAAACUUCCGCAUGUUGCUAGGCGCUUCUUCAGCAUCGACAAAGUGUUGAUCACUAUUCCUUCAAUCGAUAAUGAUGAAAAUCCUGUUCAAGACCUACCGCCCGAAUCCCACCAAGAAACAGAGUCUUCAAGCAUGGUGGAAUCGACAGCUUACUUGCGUGACUCUGUGGCUGAAGGUGAUCUCGCGGCUUUCAGUACACACGCCUCUACUCGAAUCCGCAGUGAUACAAUAAGGUCAUAUCCUGGAAGUGAGGGCAUUGGGGCUAGAUUCCCACGUACACACACCGACGAGAAAGCUCCACAGCUGAAGCACAAUUCAUAUGACCUUGAAGUUGAGAUAUUCUCCGUACAAGUCCAAUUCGAUAUCGCUAUCGGUUGGCUUGUCAUAAAAAUUGGGCAGAGGUUUCUCGAAUCAUUUGGAAACGAUACUGCUAGCAGUACCAAGAAGAGUCGCCCACAGGUGCAAGAACGACAGGCCUUCAAAUUUGGUCUUCAAAGCCUUUCCAUCAAAUUUGUUGACCACGUCCCUGAGCAAACGUAUUCUGCUGAAAACCACAGUUCAAAGUUCUUUGGGCUGCCACGCGAAGAUAUCUUGUUGCAAGCUUCUGUUUCCGGAUUGAAGGCCCAUUUCCUAGCCGAAAAAGAUGUAACAACAUUGGAGCUGGGAGUUACAAGAUUCACUCUCGGGUUUGCUUCUGAGGAUCUGAUAUCGUUUAGCGAAGACCUCAAGAUGCGUGAGUCUACCAGAGAUGUUCUAUCACCGACACAUGGAGACAUUUCUCUUUCUGUCACGAAGUCGCCUGAUUCAACGAGAGUGGUCAUAAUGACACUCCCUCUGCAGUUCAAGUUCAAUAUCCAGCGCUUGGAAGAGGUUGUAGAUUGGGUCGGUGGUCUGAGCACCAUCCUGGAACUCGGAAGCUCAAUCUCUUCGGUCUCGACCGGGAAGAGCCCGAAAAAGGACGUGCCAAAGCGCCCUCGUGGCGUGCACUUUGAGGAGUUCCCUCCCCCGGCUGCCCCACUGUCUUCGUCGACACCUUUGAAAAUAAAUGCCCGUAUUGGCGGGAUUGCGCUUGACGUUGUUGGAGAAUAUCAUUACAUCAAGCUGAGAACGACAGCCGUCAAGGUCAUCAAACGGCCUGAAGGGUUAGCGGUUCAAAUAGACAAGGCGAAGCUGACCGGCCCACUGCCUCUAGAUGAUUCUCGUGACGCACCCGCUAAGAUAAAUCUCAAUGAUAUCAGGAUCGAGUUCCUGGACGCUCCGACAGAACCCGAUUUGGAUCGUCUUCUGGGAUUGAUCACCCCAUCGAAGGAUAAGUACGACGAAGACGACGAUAUCAUGUUGGACACGCUAUUCCGACAGCGGAGACAAGGCUCAGUCCUUCGCGUUACAGUAGCCGGAGCAAAGGUUGCCGUCGCCCGAAUCACCGAGUUAGGCCCGCUUGCUCAGCUAGGAGAGGAGCUCGGCAAGCUGUCCAACGUUGCGAAAUAUUUGCCGGAGGACGACCGCCCUGGGAUCCUGACCCUUACAAUGAUUCGUGAGCUAGAAGUACAGGUGCACGUCGGCGGCAAAGUUGGUGUUAUUACUGCGAGUCUUCGGAGGGCCGAUGCAGCAUAUAUUAGCCUCCCCUCGCUCAUUGCCGCACAGCUGGGUUCCAUCGCCGUGGUAAGGAACGACAACGAGGAGCUUGUGGGUGAUGCAUCGCCGACAAAUCGGGGACAGGGUCAAAGCCUUCCGGUGCUAAUGGCCCGCUACAUAGCUGAUGAGAUGGACCCCACGAUCAAGAUCAAGUUACACAACUUCCGCGCGGAAUAUACACUUCCAUCCAUGAUUGCUUUCCUCGGACUCAGCGACGAAAUAACGACAGGAAACGUGGCUGCCAAUAUGGCCAACUCCCUGGCCAACCUUGCGGAAUUGCAACCUGAGCCAAGCAACCAGACAUCAACAAAGGCGACCCACCCUGAGCCUCCCUCAAAGCCUCUCAAGCUGACGGUUGACCUGCGGGACUGUGUUCUUGGUCUCAACCCGCGGGGCACCUCAGCAAAAGGUCUGGUGGUUCUGACAAACGCAGAAUUUUCGGGUGCGAUACAUGAUCUGGUGUCUUCCGAAGCCAGUCUUAAGCUGCGAAAGGUGUCGAUAAUGAUUAUCGACGAUGUGCAAAAUGUGGGAUGUACGGAUAAUCUACACCGACGGAGCUUUGCCCCUCCACAAAGCGACCAAGUGCGGCUCUUCAUCGAUGAGGGCUUCGUACCCGUCUGCUCAAUAUCUUCGGCCACGGCCACUGUGCGGAUAAUGCGCUUGAGCGAUGAUGGGACCAAAUCUCUUGACGUGGAGGUGAAGAACGAUUUGCUGAUUCUGGAAACCUGUGCCGACUCGACGCAGACGCUUAUCGGCAUCGUCAAUGGGCUCCAGCCUCCGACGCCUCCCAGUGUCGCCAAGAAGUACCGGACCGAGGUUCUUCCCCUGCGGGAUAUGCUGUCGUCUUUCACCAUGGAUGCAUUUGUGCCUGAUGUGCCGGAAGAUGAGUCUGGGAUGACCGCCGAUUCUACUGGCCAAGUCCAGAGAGAGGGGCAUCUUGAGGACGAGCGCGAAUAUGUCAGCGAUUUUCAGCAUGUGACAGGCUCAGAGCACGGAUCUCAGAACGAGGGCAUGAUGGCGUCGGGCUCAAACGACCUUCUUGAUAGCUUCCAUUCACAGUACUAUGUGUCGUCCAGUAUUUCUGAGCUCGACUUCCGUGAGGAUCACUUUGCACAGCAGUCGGCCGUUGGAGGUACUGCGCACCGAUGGGACUCCACGGAGAAUACCUACGGGCUCUCGGAUGACUCGAAGCUCCAAAGAAGUCCGUUGAGAAUCAGAGUAAGGGAUGCCCACGUCAUUUGGAACCUGUUCGAUGGCUAUGAUUGGCAGCGUACAAGGGAUACUAUCUCAAAGGCUGUGAAGGACGUGGAGCGGAAGGCUACAGAACGGCGCGCACGAGUUGGUAGCCGUGCGUCUCCCAGUUUCGAUGAAGAAGAGGAGUCAGUUAUUGGAGACUGUCUGUUCAACUCGAUUUACAUCGGCAUUCCCGCCAACAAGGAUCCUCGUGAACUUCGAACGGAUAUCAAUCGUAACAUUGAUGAUCUUGUCAGUGAAACAGGGAGCUACGCGACUACGACGACUGUCACUGGAGCGACGGUUCGACAAGGCCAGUCGCCGUCUCUUCGGGGGAAGAAGCUGCGUCUUUCUCGAAGCAAGUCUCAUAAGAUGACGUUUGAACUCAAGGGUAUCUGUGCGGACCUGGUCAUAUUCCCGCCUGAUUCUGGUGAAACGCAGAGCUCUCUGGAUGUCCGUAUCAAAGACCUGGAGGUUUUCGAUCAUGUGCCCACCUCGACGUGGAAGAAGUUCGCAACUUACAUGCAUGAAGCUGGUGAGAAGGAGAGCGGAACCAGCAUGUUGCAUCUGGAGAUAUUGACUGUCAGGCCUGUGCCUGAGCUUGCGGCGUCUGAGAUUGUAUUGAAGGCGACCAUCCUCCCUCUACGUUUGCACGUCGACCAAGACGCGCUGGAUUUCAUAUGCCGCUUCUUCGAGUUCAGAGACGAUUCCGCGCCUACCCCGAGCACUCCGGGCGACAUCCCCUUCUUGCAACGAGUCGAGGUCAAUGCCAUCCCUGUCAAGCUCGACUUCAAGCCCAAGCGGGUGGAUUACGCGGGGCUUAGGUCCGGUCGCACCACCGAAUUCAUGAAUUUCUUCGUUCUGGACGAGGCCAAAAUGGUCAUGCGUCACGUGAUCAUCUACGGGGUGUCGGGGUUCGACAAGCUCGGACAGGCGCUCAACGACAUCUGGAUGCCCGAUAUCAAGAACAACCAGCUCCCCGGUGUGUUAGCUGGCCUUGCUCCCAUCAAGUCUCUGGUUAAUGUCGGUGGUGGCGUCAAGGACCUUGUGAUGAUCCCGGUGCGCGAGUACCGGAAAGACGGUCGCAUCGUCCGGAGUCUGCAAAAGGGCGCCGUGUCGUUCGCCAAAACCACAUCAAACGAGAUUGUCAAGCUGGGUGCCAAGCUCGCUAUCGGCACACAGACGGUCUUGCAGGGCGCAGAGGGUCUGUUGACAACCCCCAACGCAUCAGGAGCCGGUGCCGAAGAGGAGUCCGGUGAUGACGACGAGGCCAAGACCAUCUCCUUGUAUGCGGACCAGCCCGUGGGUGUUGUUCAGGGCCUGCGUGGCGCUUUCCGAGGCUUGGAGCGGGAUCUGAUCUUGGCUCGCGACGCCAUUGUUGCCGUGCCUUUGGAGGUCGUUGAGAGUGGAAGCGCCAAGGCGGCUGCCAAAGCUGUCUGGAAACAUGCCCCCACGGUGGUUCUCCGGCCAGCGAUUGGGGUCUCUAAGGCUGUUGGCCAGACGCUGCUCGGGGCUGGAAAUACCCUUGAUCCUAGCAAUCGGCGGAAGAUGGAAGAUAAAUAUAAACGCCAUUAAGCUCCCAUAUCUGGAAUAAUCGAUACCAUUUGGCGUUACCCGUCGCAAGUGCUUUCCCCCGCGACGACUUUUGGAUGGCACACCGAGGGACAUACUGAGCAGGUUCACACCACCUGCAGGCAGGUUACCGGGGGAAUGCAUACAUAUCCUUAUUUUUUUUCCUCCAACUUGCCUUUUGCGUUUGCUUUUUGAUAACGAUAACGAUGAAUGAUCCUUUGGCUUAGUACCUAUUACCCCAUCCUCUUUUUUUCAUGUGCCACUUUUUUCUUUUCUUUUUUUUUUUUUUUU